CUUUUUUAGAUGCCCUUUAUUAUUGUUUUUAUUGAUUUAUUUGUAUACUUAUUCAGAUAUAUAUGAUACAUUAAUCUCAUUUUGACAGGUUUUCUCUUUAGAAUAUUUUUAAAGCGUCUCUGUCUCUUUAAAAGCAGUCCCCCCCCGCAUAUUUACAUUUCGCGAGAUUUCCCAAGGCCUCGCGAGACUUGGCGUGACCCCCGUUUGCGAGACGCGCGUUUCCCCCGCAGAGGAGCACGCACAGACGCCCCCGACGCCCCCCAAACAUACGCACUUUCCGCGCUCGCUCUGCUCUUGACGCUCGGCGGUUGGUUGACGCGGAGCGACGAUGUGGAUCCAGAUCCGGACGAUCGACGGCAAAGAGACGCGGACGGUGGAGGAUCUGUCGCGCCUCACGAAGAUCGAGUCGCUGCGCGUCAAGAUCCGCGACAUCUUCCACGUCAAUCCCGAGCAGCAGAGGCUCUUCUACCGAGGAAAGCAGAUGGAAGAUGGUCAGACGCUCUUCGAUUACAACGUUGGUCUUAACGACAUCGUCCAGCUUCUCAUCCGCUCACAGACGGACCCCCCGGAUAGCCCCUCCCUCAACAACGGUGAGGGUGUGGCCUGUGCCGUAGCCCCGCCCACCACAGCAUCUGUCCCCGCCUCAGCCACACCCACCACAACAGUCGUUUCCCCGGCAACCAUCGCCAACAGCAACGGAAACGGGUCCAAACCCUGUAGUCCGGUGUCUGACAGCGAGCCGUCCACAUCCAGCCGGACGCUCCUCAUCGAUCCCGGGAUCGGACUCUUCAAAAUGUUCGAUUACAACGUUGGUCUUAACGACAUCGUCCAGCUUCUCAUCCGCUCACAGACGGACCCCCCGGAUAGCCCCUCCCUGAACAACGGUGAGGGUGUGGCCUGUGCCGUAGCCCCGCCCACCACAGCAUCUGUCCCCGCCUCAGCCACACCCACCACAACAGUCGUUUCCCCGGCAACCAUCGCCAACAGCAACGGAAACGGGUCCAAACCCUGUAGUCCGGUGUCUGACAGCGAGCCGUCCACAUCCAGCCGGACGCUCCUCAUCGAUCCCGGGAUCGGACUCUUCAAAGUGAAUGAGUUAGUGGACUGCAGGGACGUCAGCAUCGGCGCCUGGUUCGAAGGCGUGAUUGAGAAGGUCUCUCCUGCAUCUAAAGCACAGAACAGCAGAGCUAGGGUCGGCCGGCCCAGCAAACGCACUAACAACAAGCUGGAGCCGGAGACGAGCGCCGCCCCUUCAUCAUCAUCAUCCAGCACAGCGCUAAACUCAGACGGCAGCGAACCGUCAACGUCCAAAACGGAUCCAGCGCACGUCUCCUACCACAUUAAAUAUGAAGAUUAUCCGGAGAACGGCGUGGUGGAGAUGAGCGCGGGUGACGUUCGUCCGAGGGCCAGGACUCUGCUGAGCUUCGACCAGCUGCAGGUGGGUGACCUGGUGAUGGUUAACUAUAACCUGGAGAAUCCCGAGGAGCGAGGCUUCUGGUACGACGCCAAGAUCACGGCCCUCAACGCCGUCUCACGCACCAACAAAGAGAUCCGCGUCAGGAUUCUGCUGGGAGGACCAGGUGAUGUGAUUGGUGACUGUAAGCUGCAGUUUCUGGAUGAGAUUUACAGGAUAGAGAAACCUGGAGCGCCGGGGCUGUCUGCAGCAGACGGCCCAUUCAAACGUAAGUCGGGUCCGGAGUGUAAGCACUGUAAAGCGGAUCCGGACGCUGAGUGUCGUUUCUGCUCGUGUUGUGUGUGUGGAGGGAAGCAGGACGCUCACAUGCAGCUGCUGUGUGACGAGUGUAACAUGGCCUUCCACAUCUACUGCCUGACCCCGCCGCUGACCUCCAUCCCCGAGGACGAGGACUGGUACUGCCCCACCUGUAAGAAUGACAGCAGCGAGGUGGUCAAAGCCGGAGAGAAACUCAGAACCAGCAAGAAGAAAUCCAAGAUGCCGUCAGCGACCACAGAGAGCCAGAGAGACUGGGGCAAGGGUAUGGCGUGUGUGGGCCGCACUAAAGAGUGCACAAUCGUCCCCUCCAAUCACUACGGCCCCGUUCCCGGCGUUCCCGUGGGAACCACCUGGAAGUUCCGUGUUCAGGUGAGGAGAUCUGCUCCGGAGCGGCUCAGUGUCGGUGGGAUUCAUGGACGCAGUAACGACGGCUCGUACUCGCUGGUGCUCGCUGGAGGAUUCGAGGAUGAAGUUGACCGGGGUGAUGAGUUCACCUACACCGGCAGCGGAGGUCGCGACCUUUCAGGAAACAAGCGUAUCGGCGAACACUCGUUCGAUCAGACGCUCACACACAUGAACAGGGCUCUGGCACUCAACUGUGACGCGCCUCUGAAUGACAAGGACGGGGCGGAGUCUCGCAACUGGAGGGCGGGAAAACCAGUGAGAGUGAUUCGCAGCUCGAAGGGCCGACGGAUCAGCAAAUACGCACCGGAGGAGGGAAACCGCUACGACGGCAUUUAUAAGGUGGUGAAGUACUGGCCGGAGAUCGGGAAGUGUGGCUUCCUGGUGUGGAGAUACCUGCUGCGGCGGGACGAUGUGGAGCCGGCACCCUGGACUCCGGAAGGGAUCGAGCGCAGCAAGAAACUCGGCCUGAAAGUCCAGUAUCCCCCCGGUUAUCUGGAGGCCAUGGCCAAUAAGACGAAGCGCGAGGCGACGGUGCGAUCGGUGGGCGGCUCGACGCGUGGCAGGAAGAGAGGACGACCCCGAACCACACGACCGUCCAAGAACUUCCUGCGUAAGGUGGAGCAGCUGUUCAUGUGUGUUUGCUGUCAGGAGCUGUCCUUCCAGCCCGUCACCACCGAGUGUUCACACAACGUCUGCAAGGAACUGCAGAUGUACGAUGUUUAUCUGCUCGUCUGUGACGUGUGUCAUUCCCACAGCGAUAUCCCGUCUUUGAUUUCCAGUGCUGGCUUUCCUCUCGUCUGUGAGCGAGGCCCUCAGCAUCACGGCAGGAGAAUGAAGCUUAAUUCGGACACAUGUGAGAGCGCACACGCAUGUGCACCCACAUCACAUGCCUCCCCGGACAUGAACCCGAACCACCGCUUGACCUUGACCUCCUGCAACGGUUCGACUGACCAAUCAGGGCUGGAGAAUCUCACGGCAUACUUGGACGACGGGGACGAUCUCACGCCCGAGAUCCAGCAGGCCUUCAGAAUAUUUCAGAGCUUCCUCUCAGAGAAGCAUAAGUCCAUCACGGCGUUCGUGUCAGAUUUCAGACUGAUGCUAGAGAACUGUUACCGCUUUCACGGCGUCGAUCACUGGAUCUCCAAACAGGCCCAGAAACUGGAGAUCAUUCUAGAACAAAAGCUGACCUUGUUGUCCAGGUGA
This is a messenger RNA of Sinocyclocheilus anshuiensis, 3340 nucleotides long. Its product is annotated as E3 ubiquitin-protein ligase UHRF2-like. The record is from RefSeq and is a predicted model, not a curated record. Lineage: Eukaryota; Metazoa; Chordata; Actinopteri; Cypriniformes; Cyprinidae. The coding region runs from base 329 to 3340 and encodes 1003 amino acids. The transcript is spliced from 18 exons. Gene Ontology annotation, molecular function: protein binding; ubiquitin protein ligase activity. Gene Ontology annotation, biological process: negative regulation of gene expression via chromosomal CpG island methylation; protein ubiquitination.